CAUUUUUUCAUCUAAAUUAAUUGACGAGGGCGGUUCGAAUCAUGAUUAUUAUAUAUACUGAGAUCAACUUAUAUAUUGGAAUAAUGUUGGAAGAAUACAAUCUGAUCAUCUACUAAUCAAUUCAAUUGAAGCCCAUGGCGCGAAGGCUUUCUACAUCCUUAUUACUAAGGAAGCAGAACGCAGUGAGAGGAAAUAUGAAGCGAUUGAGAUUGGAGAUGAAGGACAUAAGUAUGGAUCAGAAGCGAAUUCGGAAAGACCAGAGAGAUUUGAGAGAAAAGUUGGAACACAUCAAUGAGCAAUGCGUGCAGCUCAGACAGGAGAUGGAACUGGUCGCCAAGCAGAAAGCUCGGAAUCUGCUCCUCUUGAAUCUCACAUUCAAAAUCUUGAAGGCUCGUCAAGCAGGGGACUUCGCCGCAGCCAUCUCCUUUACUCGAAUCCUCCGUCAGGUGAUACAAAACAGAGGAGCAAAUGAAGGAAUUGCAUCCGAUGAUACAAAAGAAGAACGAAAUAUUAAUAAACUUUAAAUUGUUCGAGAAAUUCUAGGUUUUAUGUUGAUAGAAGAAUAAGAGAUUGCUUUAUUGAUGUAUUGCAAUUGUUGUAUGCAAGUUUGAAUUAGUAGGAGAAAUUAUGUUGUGUUAGACUAGAAAACCAAUAAAAGAUAUUGAAUAUG
Messenger RNA from Rubroshorea leprosula, 670 nucleotides. Lineage: Eukaryota; Viridiplantae; Streptophyta; Magnoliopsida; Malvales; Dipterocarpaceae. The record is from the annotation of a GenBank genome assembly.